Galeopterus variegatus (Sunda flying lemur) is the source of this 2694-nucleotide messenger RNA. It is a transcript of the gene TSN, whose product is annotated as translin. NCBI's taxonomy places the organism in Eukaryota, Metazoa, Chordata, Mammalia, Dermoptera, Cynocephalidae. The transcript has 6 exons. Gene Ontology annotation, cellular component: nucleus; cytoplasm. Gene Ontology annotation, molecular function: sequence-specific DNA binding; single-stranded DNA binding; RNA binding. Gene Ontology annotation, biological process: RNA metabolic process. The coding region runs from base 114 to 800 and encodes 228 amino acids. The record is from RefSeq and is a predicted model, not a curated record.
GCGGCAGCGACGGCGGCGACGGCGGGCGUUGAGACCGACUGUGCUAGUAGCCUUCGGAGCACACUUCUCUGGCCGACGUUGCCUCACUGGCUUUUUGUUGUGAAGCCGGCGUCAUGUCUGUGAGCGAGAUCUUCGUGGAGCUGCAGGGCUUUUUGGCUGCAGAGCAGGACAUCCGAGAGGAAAUCCGAAAAGUUGUACAGAGUUUAGAACAAACAGCUCGAGAGAUUUUAACUCUACUGCAAGGGGUCCAUCAGGGUGCUGGGUUUCAGGACAUUCCAAAGAGGUGCUUGAAAGCUCGAGAACAUUUUGGUACAGUAAAAACACAUCUAACAUCUCUGAAGACCAAGUUUCCUGCUGAACAGUAUUACAGAUUUCAUGAGCACUGGAGGUUUGUGUUGCAGCGCUUGGUCUUCUUGGCAGCUUUUGUUGUGUAUUUGGAAACAGAAACACUAGUGACUCGAGAAGCAGUUACAGAAAUUCUUGGCAUUGAGCCAGAUCGGGAGAAAGGAUUUCAUCUGGAUGUAGAAGAUUAUCUCUCAGGAGUUCUAAUUCUUGCUAGUGAACUGUCAAGGCUGUCUGUCAACAGUGUGACUGCUGGAGACUACUCUCGGCCCCUCCACAUCUCCACCUUUAUCAAUGAGCUGGAUUCUGGAUUCCGCCUUCUCAACCUGAAAAACGACUCCCUCAGGAAGCGCUAUGACGGCUUGAAGUACGACGUGAAGAAAGUGGAGGAGGUGGUCUAUGAUCUCUCCAUCCGGGGCUUCAAUAAGGAGACAGCAGCUGCUUGUGUUGAAAAAUAGGAGGCUCUCCUUGCUCCUGGCUUGUUGACCUCAGUGGUUGUCAGGGAGGGUGAGCACAGAGUGCCUCUUAUGGUAGUUAGGAUGCCCAGUUGCUAAACACUGCGCUUUAUUUUCUUAACCCGUUGUGUGGUGAGAGUAUCAGAAUUGAAACACUUUUUGGGGGGUAAAAUAAAAUAGCCUUUACAUGGACAGAAUUUUCUUUUUUGUUUCAGUGAAUUUGCUCUGUAAUUCAGUGUAUUUCAGUUCUGUCAAAAAGUGUAAAUGUCAGUCACUUGGUAAAGUCCUUUUCUUGCUUACCCUGACUGUUGAUGUACUGAUUGAGAAGUUUAUUGUCUUGUUUGUAAUUAUUCCACAUGGGGAAGACACGAUGUUUUCUGUAUCCAACUUAGCCAUCCAUAAACAGGUGUAGCCUGGAUACAGUAUAAAAACAGACCAUUAGAAAGGAUGGUCGCCAAGCAAGGAAAACUUAUAUUUUUCCUUAUUUUAAGCCUUGUGAGUAAAUUAGAUGUUGAAUUUUAUUGCCAAGGGAAUUAUAGCCCUGUGUUCUCUCUCACUGCCAUCAGUAUAUAAAAGAUUAAAUUGCAAAGUCAAGUUCAACAGAUUAUUUUGGAAAAUUUUCGUAUUAAGGGAUUUAGUACAUCUUAUUAUUUGGUUCUACCAGGCGGGGAGUAGGGCUUAGUGUUUUAAAACACCUCUGCUUUCUGAUGUUGCCUUAACAUUCUGCUGUUGGCAGUGAUUAAAAAUCAUCUUCAUACAUAUCUUCAACUAACACUUCAUGUGAUAUAUUCCUAAACUAUGAAACCUUUUUCCUUGCAGCUAGCUAGACCGUUUGGUCUGGGAGUAUAAAGCCACCCACGUGAGUUAAUUAGGAAUACCCUCACUAGUAUGUUCUGAGAGAAAAAUGCUGUGCUCUGUGCGGAAGAAAGAAAACCUUGGAUUAAAAAAAAUCAGUUUGAUUUGGUAAUAUAUUUUAGAGUAAGAAAUUUCAGGUUGUUGAUAGCUAUCCCAAUAGUCAGGUUUUAAAUUUACAUUUUGGGGCAAGUCAUGUGAAUUUUGUUGACACCCUUUUCCCCAUUUUCAGAUAGUGCUAAGAUCACUUGCUAGGGAACUCUUGCUGUUAAGUUGAAAUGAUUAAAAUGGUGACGUAAUCCAUGAUUAUUUGGCGCCCACUGAAAGGAAGGAAGGUGCUAGUGUUUUUGGAAUAAUAUGAGGUAUUUAGAAAUAUCACCCUUUCUAAUACUAAUUUGAACUUCCUGUUUGUAUGUUGGGAUAUUGGGCAUUGCCUACACAAUUUUAUCAGUCCAAAUUAAAGAUUGACUACAUUUUCCAUCAUGAGGAAAGAAGUAGAAAUGAGUUGUGAGUUGCUGUGCCUUGUUGGGUUUUAGAACAAUUUUCUUGACAGUUCUUCCUGUGGAAAAUUUGUAGAAAGAAAAAAGUGUUAAGUUCUUAAAAGUGCCUAGGAUAGUCACUUAAAAUGUAACGGCACUUCCUGGAUUGAGCAUAAAAGGCUGUUCAAUUACGUGAUCAGACAUAGGUGGUUAAGUUUGACAGUAAAUUUCUUUGCCUCUUUAAGUGUCGAUUCUGCUUGAGAAUAUUAAAGUUUUUGCCAGAAUUUGAGGAUUUCAGUUUUAACAAAUGCAAUCUACGUUGAAGAGGACAUUCUGGUCUUAUAAUUCCGUUUGAGAAUUAGAAGUGUCACGUUUAAGGAGCUGGCCAGUUAGCUUAGUUGGUUAGAGUGUAGCCUUAUAACACCAAGAUGACAGGUUCGGAUCCCUGUAUAGGCCAGCUGCUAAAAAAAAAAAAAAAAAAAAGUGUCAUGUUAUAAUUAUUCAGUGUGUUUGUUGCUGGCUUGUAAAGCAAUAAAAAAUUUCUCUUUGGUCUUUUUGUAACAGUG